Messenger RNA from Varanus komodoensis (Komodo dragon), 2683 nucleotides. RefSeq names its product glutathione synthetase (gene GSS). Gene Ontology annotation, cellular component: cytosol. The transcript has 13 exons. Gene Ontology annotation, biological process: glutathione biosynthetic process. The record is from RefSeq and is a predicted model, not a curated record. Bases 99 to 1523 code for a protein of 474 amino acids. Gene Ontology annotation, molecular function: ATP binding; glutathione binding; glutathione synthase activity. NCBI's taxonomy places the organism in Eukaryota, Metazoa, Chordata, Lepidosauria, Squamata, Varanidae.
GAUCAGAUUCUUAGGUUCUGAAGAGUAAAGCGGUUAAACUUGGGGAUUUUCACGAGAGUGCCUCAAGCCUUGUUGUGACUACUUCCUUAGUCUUUGCAAUGACUGCCCUUUGGAAAGAUAUUUUGCAUAAUAUCCAGCUCAUUAAGUACGUGGCCCCAGUUGCAGUGGAUGCAGCACUACUUGAAGGUGUUCUUAUGCGGACCAAAGAUGAUCCCAAUGCAUCUGAUGUAGUGAAUUAUGCUCCCUUUACACUACUCCCAUCUGCAGUCCCAAGCAGUCUGCUUGAACAAGCCUAUUCAGUUCAGCAAGAUUUUAACCUGCUGGUAGACAAAGUUAGCCAAGAUACGGAAUUCCUGGAGCAGACUCUCGCCAGUACUGUCAAAGUGGAUGACUUUACAGCCCAGCUUUUCAAAAUUUACAAGCAAGUUCUGAAAGAAGGAGUGACUCAGUCGGUUUUCUUAGGAAUCAAUCGCUCUGAUUACAUGUUUGACUAUGGUGCAGAUGGCUCUCCAGCUCUGAAGCAAAUAGAAAUAAACACCAUUGCUGCUAGUUUUGGAGGCCUCACAUCUCGAACUACUGCAGUGCAUCGGCAUGUGUUGAAAGUUUUGGGGAAAACCAAAGAAGCCUCAAAAUUACUGACCAAUAAUCCGUCCAAAGGGAUUGCCAUGGGUGUUGCAAAAGCUUGGGAACUCUAUGGCUCAGACAGGGCCGUGGUAAUGUUUUUGGUUGAAGAGGCUCAGAGGAAUAUUUUUGACCAACGAUGUAUAGAAAAUGAACUUUGGAUGAGGAAUAUCCGUGUAAUCCGAAGAAGAUUUAAAGAUGUUUUUGAAAAAGCAUCUUUGGAUAGUGACAAGAGAUUACAUAUAGAUGGGGAGGAAAUUGCGGUGGUGUAUUAUAGAGAGGGCUAUGUGCCAAAGAAUUAUAACAAACAGAACUGGGAAGCACGCUUGUUGCUGGAAACAUCUAGAGCAGUUAAGUGCCCUGAUAUUGCCACACAGCUUGCUGGAACCAAAAAAGUUCAGCAGGAGUUGAGCCGCCCAGGAACACUGGAAAGAUUUUUCCCAAAUAAACCAGAAGCAGUGGCUCGAUUAAGAGCAACAUUCACUGGCCUCUAUUCUCUGGAUAUGGAUGAAGAAGGUGAUAAGAUGAUUGCCAUGGCUAUUGCUGAUCCAGAUCGGUUUGUGUUAAAACCACAACGGGAGGGAGGAGGGAACAAUCUUUAUGGUGAUGAGCUCAAGCAGGUAUUGGAGAAAAUUAAAGACAGUCCUGAGAGGACCUCCUACAUUCUUAUGGAUAAGAUAAAGUCUCUCCCUGCACUGAACUACUUACUGAGGGCUCAUAGUCCACUGAAACUAUCAGAAUGUGUGUCUGAAUUAGGUAUCUUUGGAGUCUAUGUCAGACAAGGUCAAGAUCUUGUGGUGAACAAACAUGUUGGUCACCUUUUGCGAACAAAAGCUGUAGAGCAUGCAGAUGGUGGAGUAGCAGCUGGAGUAGCUGUUCUGGAUACUCCCUAUGUGAUAUGAAAAUGAAUUACCUCCUCAACAACAUCCUCCUCUUCACUGUGCUCAAUGUGGAAAAUGAUCUUCUAGGGCAUGAUUGCCAAAAGACAGACUUGAUAAUCAGAUCUUCAGUUCUUCUCCUAUAUUCAACCCCAGGAUACAAAGACACAGAGCUACACUGAUUUCCUAGCCUCAGCUAAUACUGGAUUCCAACUUGACUUCAUUGACAACUUCUUCCUAUAUGAAGUACCUUUGUCAAGCACGUCUCUCAUAGACUUAGCAUCCUUUUACUAUACUGUGGCCAUGGACAACGUAUUGAUGUUCUGAUAAGUCAUAUGUUAAAUUAGCACUGGACAAGUGGCUAGAGAUAGAUCUUCAAGCACCUGAUAGCAGACGAGAAUAAUAUCUUGACAACACCUACAUUUUUUCAAGGUGCAUUUUGUACACUUGGAGGAGUAGUGGGAGAAUUCUUCCUGGACUGUGUUGAAAAGUGGUUGAAGACUAGUGUGUUCUGUCUUGUGCUACUCUGCUGAUUAACUAGUGUCCUGAUAGUAAACAACACUUUAAAAAACCUGAAAUAUAUAGUAUGAUUAGAAACAAAAGUCGUAAAGUUAGAAACUCAGUAUACAGCCAGAUAAUCUUUAAAAGGAAAAGUUAUUCAUAUUAAUUUUCAAACAUUUGGAAACAGACGCUUGAGGGUCAUCCCAGUGCCCUACAUUUUUAUUGCACAUAAGCCUGGAACCAUGGGAGCUUACAUGGUUCCUGUGCAUGGGAACAAGGGGUGGUGAUGGUGGUCUCUACUUGCCGUCUGGCUAUGUAUUUUAUCUAGGCAGCCAUUUUGGCCAUCUAGUUAUAGCACCAGGAAGGGGGUGCUUCUAUCCUCCCUGCCCUCUCCAGGCCAAGUUGUGACCUUUGUAGGGAAUCAUCCUGUACAGUUCUUUCCACGAGAGCUGCAAGGAGGCAGGGUGAAAGCUUGGCCUUUGGAGUCCCAGUUCUAAGGUUACAGGAGCUCAGAACUGGACUCUAAAUAAUCAUAUGGUUAGGCUUGCAUCCUGAUUUGUUUUGGGAAGUGAAAAAAACAGCAAGAAAAUAUUCUUCUGUAUCAAGCCAUGUGUCAUUUUAAGAAAAUUUAAUUUUUAAAAACUGACCUUCUGUGUCAUUACUACAUGACUUUUAAAGAUGAA